CAGAAUUUAAUGGCUACUGGGAGAGAAGGAUCUUAUUUUUUAAAAACACAGGGCGAUGUGACUUUCAGUUUGUGAUCGCAGAGCUGUGCUCCACUGCAUGACAGCAAAGACCUAUAGUGCCACCAUGGAAACUGGGAGCCCCAGGAAGAUACAGUUUACCGUCCCUCUACUGGACACCCACCUGGACCCAGAGGCAGCUGAACAGAUCAGAAGACGUAGACCGACACCUGCUACUUUGGUGGCAUCCAGUGAUCAGUCAUCACCUGAAAUAGAUGAAGAUCGUCUCCCAAACCAGUUGUACAAGGCAGCCUUGCUGAACUCACCUCGACAACGGCGAAAAGGUCAGAAGGGAACACCUACAAUGAAAGAGCUGCAGUUCAUGGUAGAGCACCACCUAUACAGGCAGCAGCAGGGAGCUGGGGAUGAGUGCUCCUCAGAGAGUUGCCUGUCGGACCGGCCCAGCCCUGACUCUGUUCCCACUGGGGAGGAGCUCCCACAUGAUGAUGAAGCCACUGCAGAGGCUUUUGAGAAACUGCGCUGCCAAAUGGAGGAGUUCUCGAGGGAGAGUCUAUUAGAGGCUGCAGGUGGACCUGAGUGCUCCCUCUCCAAGGAGAAAGAGGCUUGUUCCAGCGUUGCCAAUGCAGCAGAUCCCUCAGCGAAACAAAACAAAGCACAAGCAGACACAAAAGCAGCAGCAUCCGGUGCGAGUCAGCCGGCAGAGGAGAAAACAAUGACACCCAGCCUGGAGAAAGAGAAAUAGAGUGGUCUUCUGUACAACACAAUGCUGCUCAGUCUGCUUAGCCAGUCCAACACAAUGACAGAAGAUUGUGUCUGCAGAUCCACUUUUUAGAUACAUCAGGGCGUCUAUAUUCCUCUACAGUCAGGCCUUAUAGUUACCACCUCGAGAACAUGAACAAAGGUUUCUAAACUUAUUUUGUGUCAAAAAAAUCUUAAAUAAAGGGACCGUUAUUAUUAUAUAUUUGUUUUUUAUAGCUUCCCCUGCACUGACUGACCUAAAGCUACGUAUGAAUCAGUUGUGACUUGUAAAUGGAAAGGAGGAGAUAUUUCCUGUGUCGCAGUCACACAAUCAUUAUCAUAGACUACAACAACUCACAUGUUUAAUGUCUCCUUUAAUGUUCAAAGGCAUCAAAUAUUUAAUUUACAAUCAUUUUGACAGUUUCUUUUAUCAUUAAAUAUGUGCCAUGACUUCUGCAAUUGUUGCUCCAUCUCAAAGCAAUAAAAUUGUAUUUGUACCUCAUAAAUCACUGGGAAUCCAUCACAUUCAGAUUGCAUGUCAUCAAUUAGCCCCACUGUUAGAUGUUGUCGUAAAUGAGUGAAUAAAAUAUCUGGGUUAACUUUAAGAUAUAUUUUUUGUGUCUUUACACGACUGGAUUUAAUACAUUCCAAAGAAGUAUUCCAAGUCACAGUAAUUGGAUCCUAAAAUGGUAUG
Messenger RNA from Scomber scombrus (Atlantic mackerel), 1450 nucleotides. RefSeq names its product protein phosphatase 1 regulatory subunit 1A-like. The transcript has 8 exons. The record is from RefSeq and is a predicted model, not a curated record. Gene Ontology annotation, molecular function: protein phosphatase inhibitor activity. Gene Ontology annotation, cellular component: cytoplasm. Gene Ontology annotation, biological process: intracellular signal transduction. NCBI's taxonomy places the organism in Eukaryota, Metazoa, Chordata, Actinopteri, Scombriformes, Scombridae. The coding region runs from base 98 to 760 and encodes 220 amino acids.